Rhipicephalus sanguineus (brown dog tick) is the source of this 1268-nucleotide messenger RNA. RefSeq names its product SEC14-like protein 4. Bases 62 to 1204 code for a protein of 380 amino acids. NCBI's taxonomy places the organism in Eukaryota, Metazoa, Arthropoda, Arachnida, Ixodida, Ixodidae. The record is from RefSeq and is a predicted model, not a curated record. Gene Ontology annotation, cellular component: cytoplasm. The transcript is spliced from 12 exons.
CGAUCGGAGGCCACAGUUGCGUGCGGACUGCGCUGUGCCGUCUCACAAGCGUGAAGGAGCUAUGAGCGGCUACCCGGGCAACUUGAACGCCGGCCAACAAGCGGCAUUAGAUCAGUUCCGUAACGCAGUCGCCGACGUGCAGAGGACCUCGGAUACGGAUGCAUUCCUGCUGCGUUGGCUCAGGGCACGAGACUUCGAUGUCGCCAACGCUGAGAAAAUGUACCGUGACCACCUCAAGUGGCGGAUGGAGAACGGCGUAGACGACAUGCUACACAGCUACGAGAUACCUGAAAUUGUAAGGAAGAACUUCCCUGGGUUUUUCUUGCACCCUUGCAAAGACGGACGCCCCAUGUUUAUGGUCCCGUACGGAUUAAAUGUCAACGCAUUGCUGGAAGCAAUGACACCUGCCGUUCUCAUACGGCACUGCAUCUACCUGCUGGAGUAUGCUGAAUCGCUGUGCCGGAGAUCGUCCAACGAGUUGGGGCGAGAAAUUCACGGCCUAUACACGGUGGCUGACAUGGAUAGGUUGGUCUUUCGUCACAUCUACUCUUGGCAAGUGCUGAAGACAACAGCUGUCAAUUUCCGCAUGAUGGAAGACAAUUACCCGGAGUGUCAAGAGAAGGUCAUUGUCAUCAACGCCCCAAGCUUCUAUUCCAUGCUGUGGAAAUUUAUGCGAACGCUGUUGUCCGAGAGAACAGCCAGCAAGUUCGAAGUCUACGGCAAAGAUGGUUGGAAAGAGCGUCUUCUGGAGAUCGCUGAUGCGGACUCCCUCCCAGCCUGCUGGGGUGGGGACAUGGUGGGACCCGACGGCGACCCGCGAUGCAGGCACAAGGUGAAUUACGGAGGUCGGUUCGAAGAGGCUGAGUCGUGCUCCGUUUUCGACGAGAAGGACGCCCGGCAGCAGACGAUCGGUCGCCGGGAACGCUGGGAGCUUCCGAUCAAUGUGCUUGUUCCGGGUGCACUAAUCAACUGGCGCUUCCAGACGAGCGCCGGUGACGUGGCCUUCGGCCUGCGCAUGCUCAGCGGAAGAUCCCUGGUUCCCGUACAACGCCUUAGAGCUUGCAGCCACACCCCGCAGGAGGGAAGUUGGCACUGUGAUGCACCUGGAACAUACGUCCUCGAGUUCGACAACACUUACAGCUGGCUGAACGGCAAGACUUUGGCUUACGUAGUGAACGUCAUACCACCGGAGGAGAUAUCCUGAUGGGACAUAACAAAAAACAUUGCACGUGCGACUUUGUAUGAAUAAAGAACAUUGUCAGAACGGC